UACUUGUACACAUUAUAUUGUUGCUUUGGCAACGUUGUUGGAUUGUUUACGUCGAACGACUAGACAGCGAGCACAAAGCGGCACCCAGGAGCUCUGUUCGAAGGGUGGCCUCAGGUGACGGUGUGCUGCCUGUCUCCAUCCGUGUCUGCUGUUGUCAUCUUCAUCACCAUGGCAACGCGGAUUGAGCAGCUGGCCAGACCCAAGCCCAACCGCCUCCGCUUCCCGGACAGGCGGUCGGUGUACUGGGUGGACCACUUCCCUCCGGAGAGGAGCCACACCACCAGCUUUGAUCUGUCCCCGAGGUGGAGUAAAUUGGCGGAGUCCAAACCAAGUCAUCUGGGGUUCGAGCAUAGCAGUCGUUCUCCGGAGUGGCCCGUGAGCGUAGCGGCGACGAGAGCUCGGGCCUCAAGGAGGGUGUGCAGCCUGGCGUUGCCACGACAACCGGUGGAGGGGUGGCAGCCCGAUCGGCCCAUCAUGUACAGCUUAACUCGUGCUGUCCAGUCUGCUGUGCCUAGUCGGCGUGUGUGUGAGCUGUCUCAGCCCAAGCGUGUGAGUAGGUCGCCCUCUACUGACCACUGGCUGAAUAACCUGGCCACCGCCCAGCACAACACCGCAACCUCCAGGAUACAUCAACUAUCUGCUGCGAAGGUGGAGCAUCCAGACUAUCUUCUGGACCGGCCGGUCAGUUGGCCUCUCAGCUCCGCAGUCACUAAAGCCGUCGCUUCAGGACGAAUAGAGGAGUUGUCCCAGCCCAAAGUCCGUAAAGAUCUGUUUGAGGGCUACAACCCCUAUAUCGUCACCCAGGCAGCACGAAGCGCUACGGCCUCACCACGCGUCGAAGAACUCAGUGCACCACUGCCACGCAAAUGUAGAAAGAAAUAAAACACUAUACUCAGAUUGUAGUCUUUCCUGCCAUUGAAACCCACUAUAAAACACUGCUAUUGAACUACAAAAAUGUCCGCCGACUCCUACAUAAGAAAUAAAACACUGACUAUACUCA
Engraulis encrasicolus (European anchovy) is the source of this 1000-nucleotide messenger RNA. RefSeq names its product sperm microtubule associated protein 2 (gene spmap2). NCBI's taxonomy places the organism in Eukaryota, Metazoa, Chordata, Actinopteri, Clupeiformes, Engraulidae. The coding region runs from base 169 to 882 and encodes 237 amino acids. The transcript is spliced from 8 exons. The record is from RefSeq and is a predicted model, not a curated record. Gene Ontology annotation, biological process: spermatogenesis.